AUGGGCAGCUCGCAGCGGCUUGCCGCGGUCGCGGCCGUCUCCCAUGCGAGGCACUACUACAAUAACACUCAGCCAAAUGUAAUGCAGACGGGGGCAGCGAAUAAUGUCAAUGUAUUUUUUGUAAGUGCGACCCUAUGCGGGGUGCUGGUUGCGGUGUGCGCAGCGUGCUGGCGGCGCUCGCCCACUGCCGACAAGCCAGACGACGUAAUUGAGUGCCGAGGAGUCUACACAGUCAGCACUGAUGCUCGCCUCCAGGUGCUGGAUGAACUCCCUGGCCCGCCGCCGGCCUACGAAUCUGUCGUCGAAGGUACCUCGGACCAUAAGCCCUGCCAAACGCUGCAGGAGGUGGUAACAGAACCCUGUCCAUGCUGUCAGAGUACAGAGCUGAAUGACAGCAGUGGUCUACCGUCAUACGAGGCGGCCGUCUUACUACGGGACACCCGAUUAUAA
Molecule: messenger RNA, 450 nt
Organism: Parnassius mnemosyne (clouded apollo)
Lineage: Eukaryota; Metazoa; Arthropoda; Insecta; Lepidoptera; Papilionidae
Source: the annotation of a GenBank genome assembly